Messenger RNA from Exophiala xenobiotica, 604 nucleotides. RefSeq lists its product as uncharacterized. The transcript has 2 exons. Lineage: Eukaryota; Fungi; Ascomycota; Eurotiomycetes; Chaetothyriales; Herpotrichiellaceae. The coding region runs from base 71 to 253 and encodes 60 amino acids. The record is from RefSeq and is a predicted model, not a curated record.
GCCAGCAACGAGCGAGAAGACCCAACCUAGCCCAGACUUUCCCAUCCAUUGACCAGUCCUGUCGUUUGCAAUGCCGAAACAGAACAGCGUGCAAAUAUUCGACAGCCGCUACAUUGACAAAUCAAGGCUUGAAACGCUUUUGAAGGCACUUUACGAUGGAUCUGAAUACAGCGUUCGGCGGCAACUCGAUAAAUGGAGGGUGGAAGCACCGGAACCCCUUGAACGGAAGCAGAUUGAAGCGCUGCGGCGCUAAGGAUGUCCACAACAGCGACAGACGCUGAUGCCGGUCGUCAUCUGCUCUGGAUUUGAAUUUGAAUUAAGAAGCAUUGAGAAACCCUGUGGAGUCAGAGGAAUAGAAUGAUUGGGAUUUACUGUAACAAAAACACACUUACUGUGUGAUCGGAGUUGAAGAAAAAGUGCGAAUUUCCACAAGAAGGGGAAUGAGACCUCCAGGACCGACAGGCGUCGGGUACGGACACUGAGAACUUGGAACACUCGAGUAGAGCGCACCACCAUGGUCUGAUAUUUCAUCUGAAAUCAGGACACGCUGUCUUCACUACUUAAUUCCCACGAAAUCAGGGAGUACCAACAGCAAUUUUUUCUG